Messenger RNA from Ananas comosus (pineapple), 2050 nucleotides. Its product is annotated as glutelin type-B 5-like. The record is from RefSeq and is a predicted model, not a curated record. Gene Ontology annotation, molecular function: nutrient reservoir activity. The transcript has 4 exons. Lineage: Eukaryota; Viridiplantae; Streptophyta; Magnoliopsida; Poales; Bromeliaceae. Bases 95 to 1717 code for a protein of 540 amino acids.
AAUGAGGUACCACCACUCAACGUGUCUCUUACGUACGUACGUGCGUACGUAGUCCGUGCGGCAGCACGCCCUCGUAUGUCACGAGGAACCGCCCAUGCUACUCCGCAAUCCUCCAAAGUCCCGACCCGCCACUUGCUUUUUGGGGCCUAUAAAUACUCCAUCCUACUCUGCGCUUCUCCUCAGAAAAACACAGGCAUUAAUUUCCCACUGCUUAGAAAUUACUACUCUACAGAAAGCCAUGGCGACUUCUUCCGCUUUGCUCUGCAGCUCUCUCUGCCUCCUCUUCUUGUUCCGCGGGUCCUUAGCCCAGUUUGGAUUCGGGUUCGGCCAAAGCCAGGGAAUGAGCCCCUGGCAGAGCCCCCGCCGGUUCGGCGGCUGGGGCGGCCAGUGUCGAUUGGAUAGGCUGGACGUCAUGGAGCCCACGCGCCGAAUGCAGUUUGAAGCCGGCCGCAUUGAGUACUUUGAUGAGACCAGCGAGCAGCUCCGGUGCGCCGGCCUGUUCGCAAAGCGCAUUAUCAUGGAGCCCAGAGGCCUCCUCCAGCCUUCCUAUGCUAACGCCCCUAGCCUUCUCUACAUCAUCCAAGGAAGAGGUAUGACGGGGAUGGUACUCCCGGGAUGCCCGGAGACGUACCAGUCGUUCCAGAUGCAGCAGUACAGACAGGAGGGUGGUCAGAGCCAGAGGCCCAGGGACGAGCACCAGAAGAUUCACCACUUCCGCGAGGGAGACAUCAUUGCGUUGCCCACCGGCAUUACUCACUGGUGCUACAACGACGGAGACACCCCCGUCGUCGCAAUCCAAGUCUUCGACACAAGCAGCAACGCUAAUCAACUCGACCCUCGACUCAGGAAAUUCCUUCUAGCCGGGACCGGAAGGCUUCAGAGAGGGCAACAGACGCAAACCUUCGGGCACGAGUUCAGAGAGGUGACAGGGCACAACAUCCUAAGCGGAUUCGACGUCGAUUUCUUAGCAGAGUCUAUGGGCGUUAACAGGGAGGUGGCGAGGAGGCUCCAGAGCCAGAAUGACCAAAGGGGAGAGAUAGUCCGCGUCGAGCACGGGCUUCACUUGAUGCGGCCGUCGUUCGGGGAGCAGCAGCCGCCGAUGGAAGCAGAGGAGGAGAUGGAGAGAAGGGAGCAGAGGGGCUGUCCGUCCACCAACGGUUUGGACGAGACCUACUGCACCAUGAAGAUCAAGGAGAACAUCAACGAAGCAUCUCGCGCCGAUAUCUACAAUCCGCAGGGUGGGAGGAUCACCUACGUCAACACUCAGAAGCUCCCCAUUCUUAACCUUGUUCAGAUGAGUGCCGCUCGGGGAGUCCUCCGAAGGAACGCAAUGCUCGCACCCCUCUGGAGCAUCAACGCCCACAGCGUGAUGUUCGUCACACAAGGACACGCGCGAAUCCAGGUAGUGAACAACCAAGGGAGAACCGUGUUCGACGGUGAGGUCCGCCGGAACCAGCUCCUGGUCAUCCCGCAGAACUACGCAGUGAUCAUGCGGGCCGGGCGUGAGGGGUGCGAGUGGGUGUCGUUCAAGACCAACAGCAACGCCAUGGUGAGCCAGAUCACCGGGAAGGCCUCAGCCUUCAGGGGAAUGCCGGUGGACGUGCUCAUGAACUCUUACCGCCUCUCACGGGAAGAAGCUCUGAGGCUUAAGUUCAACAGGGGCGACGAGAUGGGCAUCUUCGCCCCCAAGUUCCAGAGGGCGUGGUCUUUCACGUGAUGCAUGCGGAGUGCGCUGUCGAUCUUCGUCGGAGUGGAUUUUGUUAGAGGAGAAGAUUUAAUAACAAGUAGAAUAAAAGGCAGCGAGCAAGCAGGUUGCUCUACCUGCGCACUUUGUCAUUAUGCUAUCUAAUAAGCAUGAGAAUAAAAGACAUUUUCAGCUGAUAAUUCUUUACAUGCUGUGAAAUUGUGAAUGUAUUUGAUGUGAAUCUGGUUUUUCAUUUUUUCUAAAUUGCAUUAAGAGCUUGAGCGACUCACUUAGAAUGAAGAGACUAUAACAGGCAUAAGCAUUCACCACAUUGGGGUACAAAACACGUGCCAAGGCUAAAUUGUG